CUGUACUCUGUAUUGUCUGUAUUCUAUUUGCAGUAUUUUAAUUUAAUGAUGUUGUAAAUAAUAAUUUAUAUAAAAAAAUAUCAGAUAUGAUAUUUGUUAUCAGUUGCUAUCUUACUUAUCCAGUGUUAAUCCGCUAUAUCGAUAUUUUUAUCGAAAUCAGUCUAUAAAAGCAAGUUUGAAGUGUUGCUUUAAUUUACUCGGUUAGGUUAGUUCACGUCUGUCCACUGGCCGAAGUAUAUUAAAUAAAGGAAAAUGGCUGUGUCUAUACACAAUAAUAUAGUUUACGGGCCGGAGGAACGCCAAAUUCCAGCCCACUUGUCGUACCCACAGUUUUUAUUUGACCAGUUGAAGAAGGGAGGAGAUAAAGUAGCCCUAAUAUGUGGAGAGACAGGGAACUCUGUGUCAUACAAGGAUAUCUUGCAACAAAGCGUGAACCUGGCGGUUUCACUGCAGAAACUUGGUCUGAAGAAGGGGGAGGUGGUUGCCCUGUGCAGUGAGAAUCGGUUUGAGUUCCCGGUGGCUGCCCUCGCUGCCAUGUACUGCGGCGCUGUGCUGAGCACACUUAAUGUCACUUAUUCUCCAGGUGAAAUUACUCACAUUCUAAAAAUUACAAAACCAAAGAUAAUAUUUACUUCACCAAUCACGGCUCACAACAUGCAAGACUGCAGUGAAGGAUCCUCUGUGGAAAAAAUAGUGCUAUUUGGAGAUUAUGAUGUUAUCCCGGGCCUUAUGUUCAAAGACCUAGUCAAAGAGCAAGCUAGUGUGGAGAACUUUGAGUUGGCGGAUGUCAGUGGAAAUGACACUCUGGCUGUUAUGUGUUCGUCUGGAACCACAGGAUUGCCUAAAGGAGUCAUGCUUACACAUAUAAAUUUCCUGACCUUGUCACAGCAUAUGAAAUAUUAUGUGGAUACAUCAACAGAGUCAAACAAUAUUGAAAUAAAGAAUUUCUUAGCUUUAAUACCUUGGUUCCACGCCUAUGGUUUUAUUACAACUUUUGGUGUGUUGUCAUUCCAUCUUGAAAUAGUGUUCCUGACCCGCUUUGAAGAUAAGUUGUUUUUGGAAACUAUACAAAAUUAUAAGGUAAACAUGAUGACGCUAGUGCCGCCACUGGCAGUGUUCCUGGCGAAGCACCCGCUGGUCCUCAAGUACAACUUGAAGUGUGUCAACGAAGUGUGGUGCGGCGCGGCGCCGCUCUCCGCAGAGAUACAAAAUGCUGUGUCACAGAGGUUAGGCAUAAACUUCAUCCGGCAGGGCUACGGUCUGACGGAGGUGACGAUGGCGUGCUGCGUCGACCUCUCCACCAAACGCCGGCUGGGCUCCUGCGGGACUCCGGCCCCCGGCAUGAAGAUUAAGGUCAUAGACAUCGAAACCGGCAAAAGGAAGGGUGUGGGCGAGGAAGGCGAGCUAUGGAUCAAGUCGCCCCUCCGCAUGAAGGGCUACAUGGGCGACCCGGCGGCCAGCGAGGCGCUGCUCGACCAGGAGGGCUACGUGCGCACGGGCGACAUCGGCCACUACGACAACGAGGGCGCCUUCUAUAUCGUCGAUAGGCUUAAGGAGCUCAUCAAGUACAACGGCUUUCAGGUGGCCCCAGCGGAGCUGGAAGCCCUGUUACUGCAGCACCCGGGCGUGGCUGAAGCCGGCGUGGUGGGCGCACCCCAUGAGAGCGCGGGCGAGCUGCCCACCGCUUUCGUUGUGCGCCAGCCCGGCGCCGCCGCGGUCACCGAGCGGGAGCUGCAGGACCACGUGGCCAGCAAGGAUGCGCAGAUCUUGGGCAUCAAUGGUGCAUGUAGAGGAAUCGAGUUGACUAAUACCACUAUCAACAGAGACAUAGUCACAUUCACAAUGCGAGACACCAAAACUAAGACUGCCAAAUCAUUUGUGAUUCGGGAUGAAAUUAUGAAUAUUUUUAAAAACAACCGAAACAAUAUUAUAUUGGCAACUAACACUAUCAUAACAGCCAAGUCUCAUGAAGGUGUACACCACUUCUCGUCAGCAUCACACCAGCAACAUCAACCACUUUACACAGAUCCACAGCCAGGCUCCCGUGACCCUCCAGUUUACAUUGAGCAUUGUAGUCCUGAUAAAAUCAAAAUUGAUUCCCAGACAAAAUCUUCUAGCACACGUUCACUGCCAUUUGCUCAUUAUCUUUAUUAUAUUACCAUUAUAUUAUCAUUAUCAACUACCACUGUACACUGCAGCCAGAUUGGAGAUUGGCAACAGUCUGCACUUGGUGGAUCAAAUUCCCAGCCUCUAUUGCCUUCUCAGCGGGAAGGAAGGGCAAGUGAACAAUCAACCAGUGACACUGCAUCCUCACAGCCAGAGUCCAUUUCAAAUAUACAGCAAACUAAUAUUCGUGGAGCUGGUGGAUUAAGAACAGUUACAAUAUCCAAUAGCCCUAAUAUGACAAAUGUUAAUUUUCCCAAUGGACCUGAUAGAACAGUUACAAUAUCCAAUAGCCCUAAUAUGUCAAAUGUUAAGCUUCAAUACAAUGAUGAACCUGGUGGAACAAUAACAGUUACAAUAACCAAUUGCCCCAAUAUGUCAAACGUUAGAUUUAUUGUUAAUGCUGGAGCUGGUUCAGCAAUAACAGCUACACUAACCAAUUGCGCUGAUAUGUCAGACGUUGCAUUUGUUUUCAAUACACCUGGUGGAAUAACAACAGCUACAAUAAGCAAUUGCCCUGAUAUGUCAAAUGUACAAUUUAUUUUCAAUGGUGGACCUGGUGGAACAAUAACAGUUACAAUAUCUAAUCGCCCUAAUAUGUCAAACGGUAUUUACUAUUAUGUCAACGGUAUUUACACCUAAAUUUGUGACAAACAUGUAAAUUUUA
Messenger RNA from Cydia strobilella, 2830 nucleotides. RefSeq names its product luciferin 4-monooxygenase-like. Gene Ontology annotation, molecular function: long-chain fatty acid-CoA ligase activity. The record is from RefSeq and is a predicted model, not a curated record. The transcript has 9 exons. NCBI's taxonomy places the organism in Eukaryota, Metazoa, Arthropoda, Insecta, Lepidoptera, Tortricidae. The coding region runs from base 253 to 2805 and encodes 850 amino acids. Gene Ontology annotation, biological process: fatty-acyl-CoA biosynthetic process; long-chain fatty acid metabolic process.